Syngnathus typhle (broad-nosed pipefish) is the source of this 3991-nucleotide messenger RNA. RefSeq names its product synaptotagmin-like 3 (gene sytl3). NCBI's taxonomy places the organism in Eukaryota, Metazoa, Chordata, Actinopteri, Syngnathiformes, Syngnathidae. Bases 44 to 1414 code for a protein of 456 amino acids. The record is from RefSeq and is a predicted model, not a curated record. Gene Ontology annotation, cellular component: exocytic vesicle; plasma membrane. Gene Ontology annotation, molecular function: small GTPase binding; neurexin family protein binding. The transcript is spliced from 11 exons. Gene Ontology annotation, biological process: intracellular protein transport; exocytosis.
GGGAAAGUAACACAUCAUCCGGAGUGGAGGCGUUCAUUUGAAGAUGGAUUUAAGUUUGCUUGAAGAUCUGGAGAGGGCGAGCAUCUUGCAAGUACUUCGGAGAGAUAAACUGUUGCGUACAAUGGAAGACGACAGGAUCAAGAGGAUGAAAUUGCAGCUGCAGGAACUUCGAAGAAGAGGCACAAAGAACGAGUCCAGGGAGUACGGCGAGUGGACGUGCGCCCGCUGCCAGACGCCACUGGGAAAGUUCUGCAACAGGGGCGCCGUCUGCCGCGGGUGCAGCCAUCGAAUCUGCAGCCGCUGUCGUGUGAGCGUGAGGGAAGUGGGGUGGAAGUGUACAGUCUGCUAUGCUUACAGAGAAGUCAAGAUCCGGUCCGGAGACUGGUUUUUAGAGGAAAAAUCAAAAAAGAUUCCGGCUACAACAGGUUUGUUUGCAUUCAUGAAUCAAUUUUUUGACUCAAAUGACUCAACUACCGAACGCACAAUGGAAGAUUGCUUUCUCUGCUGCACAGGCAAAUAUGAGACAGUUGGGGAGAAAUUGUUAAACUCCUUCAAUGUGCUAAGUCACAUAGCAAUCGUGGCGCCGACUCCGCCAGCCUCCUCGGGAUUUGACUUUGUGGGCAGAUCAGAGAAUUCCAACAAGGUUAGCGUUUUCCCCAAAUCAAUGGAAGAUCUGUUUUCAUUCACCGAUAAUUUUAGAAAGAUGUCUUUAUCUCAAAACAACGUGACAACCGACCUGCUAAACAUCAACCAACAUUUGUACUACAGCACUCAGAAGAGCCUCUCUGAUACUGACAUCAGCAAUUCUGUCAAACUCUACCAUGGCCCGAGUCUUCCAAACCUGUUCAACAGAAGCAAAGAUAGCGAGCAGGAGGGCUGCUCCACCGGAGCCGAAGAAGAAACCUCCAAUAGUUCGGAAAACUCAGAAGGAAAGCAAGGCAGUUACAGCAGCAUCAGCACAGAGUUCAGCCUCCUUGAGGGCAUCAGUGCCGGUGGGGACGUGGAACUGGCGUUGGCCUACAAGACCCACACCUCCUGUCUGGAGAUCACAGUGGGAGCAUGCCGCAACUUACCCCACGGAGACACCGGGAAGAAGAGGUGUCACCCGUACGUCAAACUCUACAUGAUGCCACCCAAGAGUGACAAACGCAAGACGACGGUCAAGAGAAACACUGUCCACCCGGUCUAUAAUGAGCUUUUUCAAUUUCACAUAGAGCGUCACCUACUGACUUUGAAGAGAUUGCAGGCCUCUGUGUGGCAUUCGGGGUCCCUGCACAGAAAAGUUUUUCUGGGUGAGGUCCUCAUCCCGCUGGAUGGUUUUCAGUUUGAAGACCAAGACUUCCAGCACUUCAACUGGUACCCGCUUUGUCCACAGCUGAGUGUAAAUGUCCAGAGAGGGGCGCUGUACAACUGAAUUGAAGCGACCCACUGUCCAGAGUUCAGCAGUCUGCAACCCCCAUAAUUUUAGCAGAUAAUUCAACAACUGCACUUGUAUUGGAAUCCAAAAUGCAUGCAUGAGCAUCAGUGCCGGCUCUACGCAGGGGCAAGAGGGGGCAACGGCCCUUCAAACAGAUGUCCUGCCCCCUCGAUUCAAACUUAUAGAAGUGAAAAAUCCGCUGAUAGAAACACACGUUAAUCAGCCCCCUCUCUUCUCUCAUGUCGGUGCAGUGUCCUCCCUCACACAGCCUGCUGUCAGGACUCCGCGCCCCUCCGUAAACAUCCAAUCACUGUGAGUAUGCAAAUGAGGCAAGACGCAGCCAGAGAGUGUCAAGUUACAGUCAACGAGUUAGGAGUUGGAAGAAGCAGUAAAAACUCCACUAAACUCGUCGUAGCAACCCGUGAUAUAACUAAUGAUUAACGACAGAGGCGUAGCCAAGCCGGGACUCCCUGCGCCCCGGUUGAAAAAAAUCGAGCUUUUUCGAUUCUUCAUUUUCAUGCCGUUUUUUUCUUUCGGUCUUGCGCGAAUGUGCUUGCGCUAUUCUAUGUUAUCCAUUCACCGUUUGCCUCCCUGACCCGGAUGUUGUUUUAGCGAUCAGCGAACGGCGUCGGUGAUGUUAGAUUUUUUUUCAUGUGGGCGUGCGCCCCUACUGGAAAAAUUCCUGGCUACGCCUCUGAUUAACGACAACUCAAAUAAUCGUUAAUAUAACAUUCAUAAUAUAUGUCCACCCCCCACCCUGAGAGAUUGCCACCUUAUUGUGGUCAGGGGGUUUGCGUGCCUCAGUGACCGGAAGAGCAAUACCAGCAGAAGCUUUAAUCUUCAGGUGGGACACCCAAGCUGGACAGGUCUUAGUGUAGAGGCCUGACAGAGUGCAAUCCACUUCUCCAGGUUGAGAUCUGGACACACGGCUAACAACUGCCGUGAAGAAAACACUAACAGUGUAAAUGUAAAUGUGUAAAAAAGAACAUGCCCCCUUCACAUUUCUGACUGCCCCCUUCACAUUUCUGGCUGCCCCCUCUCAUGUGCAUUCCUAGAACCGGCCCUGAUGAGCAUAUUUAUAUGUGAGCAUAAAUUACAUAUUUAAUAAUUUCAUUGAUUAUAUUUAUUCAUAUUUAUGCCAAAUAAGGUACUACCUAUUUGCACUUUCACCACAAUAGUACUAGUAUAACAGCCGGCACCUCAUCCACUCGGUAUUCAGAUCGGCUCCCGAACACUUUUGAAGACGUCACGCUAUAUGAUUGGCUGAAAAGACUGUGCUUGGUCUGUUUUGCGGAAAUGGGAUUGUCUUUCAAACGUGGACGAUUUUUGCAAAGACGACUUCUGAAACAAUGUACAGUCGGUGAUUAUUUGAUUUGUUGCUUGUGACAUUUGAUUACGAUUUGUAUUUUCUAAUAUUGUUUUGAUAAGCUUUUGUCGAAAAUAUCCUGACGUUAUCAAACACCGGUCCGUGAAACUAUUGUCUGACAAAAAUCCGGUCCGUGGUGCUAAAAAUGUUGGGGAUCGCUGAACUAGAGGACCUAAGCCUCAUAAAGAUGCGCCUAGCUUGUGCAUACAGAGUUUAAAAAUAAAUCACUCGAAACGCAUUGCAGCUAGUUACCGGAAGACUCAAGCCGGAUGCGUAGGACAAUAGUCUUCAAGCGUCGCGUUGUCGCCGUCUAUUGGUCAAUUUGUGAAAUGCCGUCGGUGACAACUGGAAAUCCUAAAUUGACGGUCCGGUUUUUCCAUGUGUCUCGUGCUACGAUGUUAAAUUUUUGUUGUCGAAAUAAAUAUUGAAAAUCAAACUGUUAGACUUUUUUUACUCGUUCCGGACAACAAACGAGAAAAUGAAGGAGUCUUCUAACUUGUGUGGAUUUGUUUUGAAGUGGAUUUGUUUUGAAGCGAAAAUUAAAUAAGCAGUCGUUUAAUAUCUGCUUUCAAAAUAAAUAUCUAAUGACCAAGAGAGACACGGACCCUGAGCAUUGCGCAUUGCACUUAUGUCUGACAAAGCGUUUUCAUUGGAUGUCAUCGAAUGCGCAGGUGUCCAAGAAUGCCGCACAAAGAACUCUCUCUCAGCCUGUGAAACAUACGUUCCACCUCUGGUUUCUACAAACGCAAAAAAAUCCUGUAGGAGUGGUGAUGUCAUGCAAUCACAAUCCUGCUCACGAGUGAAAUGCUCAAAACCAAAAAAUACUUUACCUUACCAUGAAAGUGUCAUCACAAACACUUUAGUGUGUAAUCAUAUAUAUUUAUUGGCAAUAUGUCUCAAAUACAGAGAUAUUUCCGCGACCAAGGUGAAACCAAAGUGGCCUCAUCAAGGUGAAUCCAAAGUGGCCUCCUGAUGAAACUACAGCACUCAGAUCAAGCUCAAGGAGGACACUCAAAAACAGCAUUCUGCGUUUUAAAAGUUACAUUCACCAUGAUGCUUCUACUAGCAUGGACAUUAAGGCACAAGCACAAGUUUUAAGUGGCGACACUGAUCUAAAGACAAAAAUAAGGCUCAUCCUUGAUCUGAGACUAAAAGCAGGUAACAUAAGACAUUGACAUUAUUUUAGUCACUAUAUAAUAUUUAGUUUU